Radiomyces spectabilis is the source of this 231-nucleotide messenger RNA. RefSeq lists its product as uncharacterized. Lineage: Eukaryota; Fungi; Mucoromycota; Mucoromycetes; Mucorales; Radiomycetaceae. The annotation marks the transcript as partial. The record is from RefSeq and is a predicted model, not a curated record. The transcript has a single exon.
AGUCCUUCGGAGUGCCAAUACUCGUGUCAUUACAAUGGUCCUCCGUGUUGUCCAUUCUUGGGCGAACCUUUCUGCGAACCAUGUCAAACCUUUGUUCCUUGUCACGUCGAACCUUGUCCAUCCGAAUGUCCCGACCGCUGCUUCUAUCCCAAUGCCGAUUAUUGCUGUCCAAAGAGCGGGAAGCCAAUAUGCUAUCCGUCAAAAGACAGCAGUACCAUUGCCAGUGCAUGA